Messenger RNA from Verticillium alfalfae VaMs.102, 1248 nucleotides. RefSeq names its product MGS207 protein. The record is from RefSeq and is a predicted model, not a curated record. Bases 1 to 1248 code for a protein of 415 amino acids. Gene Ontology annotation, molecular function: oxidoreductase activity. The transcript has 3 exons. NCBI's taxonomy places the organism in Eukaryota, Fungi, Ascomycota, Sordariomycetes, Glomerellales, Plectosphaerellaceae.
AUGUCCUUCCUCGCCCAUGUGCCCCUCCUCGGCCGUCUUGUCGCCGGCGCUGAUGAUGCCCCUCGGGCCAUCGACCUGCCGCCCGUCGAGGUGCAUAACGUCGAGACUGACGCCGAGAAGCGAGCGCGGUGUCUCAAGCACCUCAUCAAGGCAAACCACGUCAACCACGCCAUCGUCUACCACAACCUGCAGUUCGACAACCACGCCGCCCACAUUCUCUGCUCGGCGUAUCUCCUCGGCGCCUCGGAGAACCAGCUGCACAGCAUGUACGAGACGGUCUCGAAAGAGCUCGAGCCCUGGCAGGACUCCCCGGCCGAGGUCAUCGAGGAAGACUGGCAGGACUUUCUCGGUGACAAGCGGUACCAGCGCGCCUAUGUCGACUUUUUCGAGGACGGCCUCGCCCUGCAGUUCAACUAUGACUGGAAGACGGUCAUGGCGCACUAUCUGCUGAAGGGAGACCAGCCUCUAGUCCACGGGCUCAUCGGCGGGCUCGGCCACCCCCUCAUCCACCUGGGCUAUGCUUACGAGAUGAACGCCAAGGAGAUCGCCAUCGAGGCCCUCGCCCUCUCGUGCGUCCAGUACAACUACCUUCACAAGUACCUAGACGAAAAGAAGUACACGAGGCCGGCGCCCUUCUCGUCAACCUCGCCCGUUGACAUCCUCCACAGGAUGGCCAGCGACGCGCGCUUCGACGGCCUCUUCGCGGCGCCAGGCUUCGACAACAUCGACCUCCUCUUCGGCAAGCACGAGGACCUCGUGCUCGAGUACUGGAACGCCUGGGCCGUUGCCGACGACGACAGCGAGGACCCCGUCCGGCAGUUCCAAAAGUCGCAGGAGGCGGCCGUCGCGCUGCUCGUGGCGACGGUGAAGCCAGGCACGCACGCCUACAACUUUUUCACAGUGCACCUGCUGACGACGAGCCACGCCGUGCGCAUCCUUCUGCCGGUGCUGCCGGCCAGGUUCCACGUGGCGCUCGUGCGCGAAUGGUGGCUGUUGACGGUGGCCGUGUACGCCGCCAUGGGCCGGCCGCGCAUCGACGAGGACUAUGUGCAGCCCGUGCCGCAGGGCCGGGGGUGGGCGCAUGUUGAGCAUGAGGCGCUGCACUCGCGGCACGCGUCCGAUGCGCACUAUGUCAAAGCGAUCCGGGCCAUGAAGGAGGCGGCGAGGACGUGGGGUGACGUGCAUGAGAGGUAUCUCGCGGCGGCUGUGACAUUUGUCGAUGGGUUUGAGGGGUGGGUGUUUGAUUGA